AUGAGCACAAAUGAGUCUUUUACCUAAAAUUAGACAAAGAUCAAAGCUUCACUUUUCUUAGACAUUAACUUAUGCUAUUAUAGAAAGUGCUCGAGAAUGAUUAUUACGCAAGAAAAGGAACCAAAAUCAUACGAUCUAGUUAAAAUUAUUGGUUCAGGAGGUAACGCAGUAGUUAAACUUGCUUAGAAGUAUAAAUCUGGUAUCGAAAACAAUCCUCGGCAACUUAAAUAAAUUGCUAUCAAAUAAAUAAAAAAAUCUUCUUUGCUCAAAGAUAAAGUAGCAAUUAAUUAACUAAAAGUUGAAAUCGAGGUACAUAGAAAAUUAUAGAAUUGUGCUAAUAUAUUAGGUCUUUACAAAGUAUACGAGUCUAAUAACAAUGUUUACCUGUUCCUAGAGUAUCAAGAAGGUGGUACCUUAAUGAAUAUUCUCAAAAAUUCUAAGGAAAUGAUAGAAAAAGAUUUGCAAAUAAUAAUGGGGUAACUAAUUUUGGCGACAGAUUACAUGCAUUAAAUGGGUAUCAUUCACAGAGACUUAAAGCCAUAAAAUAUUUUGCUGAAUUCUAAAGAAAAGAAGAAUUUAGAUUUGCGAAUCGCUGAUUUUGGACUUUCGUGCAUAUACAAUAAUGCUAAAAAGCCCUCAGAAAAAUGUGGUACACCGACUUACAUAGGGCCUGAAAUGCUUAAAAGUAGUCGUUAUGAUUACAAAGUAGACAUAUUUAGUUUGGGAUCAAUAAUGUAUAAUUUAGUUACUGGCCGCUACUUAUUUUAAAGCAAGAAAAAUGAUAAUAUUUUACACCUUAAUAUGCAAUGCAACCUCGAUCAUAUCGACAAAUACAUAUCUUCUCUAACUUAUGAAGGUAGAGAUUUGUUAAAAAAACUUUUGGAAAAAGAUCCAUUACUUCGACCUAAUGCUAAGUAAGCACUUAAGCAUCCAUGGUUUUAGGCAGACAGAGAAGCCUUGGAUGUUGCUUUGGUCAUUAAUGAGCAGAUCUAGAAUUUAACUUAUUAAAAGAAGUUCAAUAUCUCAUCUAGCCAAUUAAAUUAAGAAAGUGGGGCUUAAAGUUCCCACUACAAUAAUGAAAAUUAAAGAGGGAGCUCCCAUCAUUAAUGA
Stylonychia lemnae is the source of this 1110-nucleotide messenger RNA. The record is from the annotation of a GenBank genome assembly. NCBI's taxonomy places the organism in Eukaryota, Ciliophora, Spirotrichea, Sporadotrichida, Oxytrichidae.